Messenger RNA from Drosophila busckii, 3558 nucleotides. RefSeq names its product ras GTPase-activating protein 1 (gene vap). The coding region runs from base 621 to 3488 and encodes 955 amino acids. The transcript is spliced from 9 exons. Lineage: Eukaryota; Metazoa; Arthropoda; Insecta; Diptera; Drosophilidae. Gene Ontology annotation, biological process: regulation of GTPase activity. Gene Ontology annotation, molecular function: protein binding. The record is from RefSeq and is a predicted model, not a curated record.
UGAACAACAACAAGAACGGGCAACGGGACGAGUGUGUUUCGGAUUUAGCUGCGGCUGUUAAAAUAAUAAUUCAGUGAAAUCAAUUAACCAAAUAAUCAAAAUUGAAAACAAAUUGAAUAAUGUGGAAAAUGUCCUGAUAGUGUUGAACGUUUUAUUGUGCCUGUGUGUGUGUCGGUCUUGUCGUUGUCUCGUGUAUGGUGCUAAAAAUUUACACAUACCCCACCUACACACACAAAAAAAACUCGCACACACAAACACACACAGACACACACGCGCGCGCAUAUACAAGAUAUCCAAAUACGAAUAUACAUUCGACAAGCGCGUCACCCUGUCACAAGAAGAGAGCCUCUCGCCAAGUCACAACAACAACAACAUCAACAACAUAAGACAAACAUCAACAGCAGCUUAACAUACGCACAAACACAUGCAUACAUCGUUUACAUGCACGCACAUACACGAAAACAUCUGCACAGCUGCUUACGCACAUUCAUAAACAGCAUACAAAACAUAACAUACUAGAAAUAAACAAACGCAUACGGGCAUUUUCCAAUUGCAUUUCAACAUACUACAACUAACCAAAAAAUCGAAACAACAACACAACAACAAAAUACUACCAACCAAUGGCAGAUUUAAUGCGUUUGGGUAAUGUGGACGUUGUCAUACAGAAAGAUAAACUUGGCUCGCCAACGGGAGGCGGCUCCGAUGACGGUAAUCUGGCAGCAUUAGGCGGCAUAACGGGUCUGGGCGCCAUGAUGGCAGCUGGUGGCAUCGAUUUGGCCGAUUUGGCACAGGAAUUGGAUCAAGACGAGUUCGAUGGACCGCAUAUGCUAAACGGCGAGCGUCCGGCAAUCAUAGCACCGCCGGAGAGCGAAUGGUAUCAUGGUCGAUUGGAUCGUUACUCAGCCGAGUCCCGUCUACGUGGCAGCGGCAAGCUGAGCAGUUAUUUGGUGCGUGAAAGUGAUCGCAAGCCGGGCUCCUAUGUGCUCAGCUAUUAUGGACGCACUGGCAUUAAUCAUUUUCGCAUUACGGCUGUUUGUGGUGAUUUCUAUAUUGGUGGACGUCAGUUUAUAUCGCUGAGUGAUCUCGUUGGUUAUUAUACUUCAUGCAGCGAUUUGUUGAAACGGGAACGUCUGGUCCAUCCGGUGGCACCACCCGAACCGGUGAAUGAUAAGAAACGUGUGGUGGCCAUAUUGCCAUAUACGAAAAUGCCCGAAACGGAUGAGUUGAGCUUCCAGAAGGGCGAUAUAUUCUUUGUGCACAACGACAUGGGCGAUGGCUGGUUGUGGGUGACAGCGCAUCGGACUGGCGAACAGGGCAUGAUAUUUCGUGAACUAGUCGAUGAUUUGGAUGUAUCCAUAGAUCCCAAUACGGUGUUUCCAUGGUUUCAUCCAAAUUGCACCAAAAAUGAAGCAGUCGAUAUGCUUGUCAAGGCUGGUCCUGGCAGCUUUCUGGUGCGUCCCAGCGACAACUCGCCGGGGGAUUAUUCGCUCUUCUUUCACAUCAACAAUCAGAUACAACGUUUUCGCAUUGAGAAAAAGGGCGUGCGCUAUUUGAUGGGCGGUCGGACUUUUGAGUGUCUCGAUGCGGUCAUCAAUCGUUAUCGCAAGGAGCAAAUCGUCGAAGGACACUCGCUGACACAUCCCGUGGUCAAUGGCACGCAGCCCGAGUUCAAUCAACAGUAUGUGGUGGAGAAGGCCGCGGAGAAGAUUUAUGCCACAUUGCGUGAGUGUCGCGAUCAGAUUUGCCUGAAGAAAAUCAAAGGCAUCAAGCAGCAUGGACAUUUGAACAAGAAGAGCGACAAGACCACCAAAUGGAAGCAAUUAUAUUUUGCUUUGUUCAACGAUGGCGCCGAGACACAAUUGUGCUUCUAUGACAAUCCCAAAAAGACUAAGCCCAAGGGCCUCAUUGAUCUAUCCUGUGCGUAUUUGUAUCAAUGUCACGAUUCGCUCUGGGAGCGACCCUAUUGCUUUCAAAUUGUGGAGCGUGCACUGCCCUGUCUGGCGACUGUCACUUAUCUGUGUGCGCCCAGUCAGGAGAGCUAUGUGGAGUGGAUAAAUGCGCUGAAGGCGCAAUGCGAUUCGCAGCUGAGUCGUGCGCAGAAGAAAGUCUCGAGGCUGCGUGAGCUACGCUGCCUCAAUUUGCAUGUGCUGGAGGCGCAUCGGUUGCCAUUCAAGCUGGUGCCGCAUCCCUAUUGCAGCAUAUCGCUCAACCAGGUCAAGGUGGGCAAAACGCGUGUCAAAAUUGCACCAGAGCCAGUCUGGGAGGAGGAAUUUGUGUUGGAUGAUGUGCCACCGGAUGUUGUUUCACUGACCAUAACGCUGGUGUCGCGCGGCAAACGUGGCAAGGACUCGGAGGUGGCGGAGCUCACCAUUGACUUGUCCACGCUGAAGAAUGGCCAAGAGACAGAGGGCUGGUACCAGCUAACAGGCAUGACUCCCAUGGGCGAAUGGGGCUCGCUGCGUUUGCGCAUGCGCUAUCUGGAUGACUUGAUAAUGCCCUGCGAGGAGUACAGUCCGCUGCAGGAGCUGCUGCUCGAGCCGGAGCUGUGCGCGGUCAAAGCGCUGGCCGAACGUUGUCACAACGAUCGCGUGCCGCUGGCAACGGCGCUGCUGCGCGUCUUUAGGCACGACAAACGCGAAACGGAAUUGAUACGCACGCUGUGUCAGGCGGAGGUGGCGCGUGAGAAUGAGACAACAACGCUCUUCCGUGGCGCCUCGCUGGCAACCACUUUAAUGGAUUUGUUUAUGCGCACCGAGUGCAGCGGCUUUCUGCAGUCGGCGGUCAGCGAGACAGUGCAGCGCAUACUGGAGAGCAAGCAGUCCGCUGAGCUGAAUCCAACCAAAAUGGAUGUCAACGAUGAUGCCUGCACCAAUGCUGAGUUUUUGCUGCAAAUACUCGAUCUGGUUACACAAUCGAUAUUCACCUCGCCGGACGCUUGUCCGCGCAAUGUGCGCUUCAUUUGCAAUUGCCUGCAAAAAGCUGUGGUGGCCAAAUGGCCAACGGAACGCUUGGUGCGCACACGUGUUGUCUCUGGUUUUAUAUUCCUGCGCUUGCUCUGCCCAGCGCUGCUCAAUCCGCGGCAAUUUGGCCUGGUCAGCGAGACGCCACCGACGGCAGCGACACGUUCGCUCAUCAUGGUGGCCAAGUGUCUGCAAAAUCUGGCCAAUCUCAUUGAGUUUGGUGGCAAGGAACAAUAUAUGGAGGUGGUUAAUCCGUUUAUACUGAAAAACAAGGAGCGCAUGAUUGUCUUCCUGGAUCAAUUGUCGCAGGUAACCGAUCCUAAUCCGCCGCUGGGCAUGUACGUUGAGCAGAAUCCCAAUCACAAUGCACAAGACACUGGUCGUGAGUUGGCCACGUUGCAUCACAUCUGCGUGUCAUAUUUGCCGGAUCUGCAGGAGCUAUCAAAUAUCUUGUCGAUUAAGAAGCUCGUCACCGUCACCGACAUGCUGACUAAGCACAAAUUAAAAUAUCGUGAGAUGAUCAGCUAAGAAACAACAUCCAACAACAAAAAGAGCGACAACAACAAAAGUAUCAACAGCAGCUACAACAAAAAUGACA